Messenger RNA from Parasteatoda tepidariorum (common house spider), 1481 nucleotides. The record is from RefSeq and is a predicted model, not a curated record. Lineage: Eukaryota; Metazoa; Arthropoda; Arachnida; Araneae; Theridiidae.
GUAUCUAUAGGUAAUUAAUUUUUUUAGGAAAAUGAGGGAGUGCAUAAGUGUACAUGUUGGUCAAGCAGGAGUUCAAAUCGGGAACUCCUGCUGGGAAUUGUACUGCCUGGAACACGGUAUCCAGCCUGACGGUCAAAUGCUCAGUAAUCAAGCCUCCACAAGCAGUGGCGAUGACAGCUUCCACACUUUUUUCAGUGACACCAGGAAUGGAAAGUACGUCCCCAGAGCCAUUAUGGUUGACUUGGAACCCUCAGUUGUCGACGAAAUAAGGAACGGAAAAUACAGACAACUGUUCCACCCAGAACAACUGAUUACUGGAAAAGAAGAUGCAGCAAACAAUUACGCCAGAGGUCACUAUACCAUUGGAAAGGAACAUGUUGAUUCUGUUUUGGAUCGCGUUCGAAAGCUUGCUGACCAAUGUACUGGCCUUCAGGGAUUUCUUAUUUUCCACAGUUUUGGAGGUGGUACUGGUUCAGGAUUUACAUCUUUACUAAUGGAGCGUUUGUCUGUUGACUACGGAAAAAAAGCAAAGUUGGAAUUCGCAGUUUACCCAGCUCCACAGGUAUCAACUGCUGUCGUAGAGCCUUACAAUUCUGUUCUGACGACACACACCACUCUGGAGCAUUCAGACUGCGCCUUCAUGGUGGAUAACGAGGCCAUCUACAACAUCUGCCACAAGAACCUGGGUGUGGAUAGGCCAUCUUACACGAAUCUCAACAGGCUCAUUGGGCAGGUAGUGUCAUCCAUAACAGCUUCGCUCAGGUUCGACGGAGCCCUGAAUGUUGACCUGACAGAGUUUCAAACAAAUCUCGUACCUUAUCCCAGGAUCCAUUUUCCAUUGGUAACCUAUGCUCCCAUUAUUUCUGCGGAAAAAGCGUACCACGAACAGUUUACAGUAGGGGAUAUUACAAAUUCCUGCUUUGAGCCUGAAAAUCAGAUGGUGAAGUGUGAUCCACGGCAUGGAAAAUACAUGGCUUGCUGUCUUCUGUAUCGGGGAGACGUCGUACCAAAAGAUGUCAAUGCUGCUAUUUCAGCCAUCAAAACAAAGCGUUCUAUCCAGUUUGUAGAUUGGUGCCCCACCGGUUUUAAGGUCGGCAUAAACUAUCAAGCUCCAACAACUGUUCCAGACGGUGAUCUCGCCAAAGUGCAGAGAGCGGUGUGCAUGAUCUCUAACACGACAGCCAUCGCUGAAGCAUGGGCUCGUCUUAAUCACAAGUUCGAUCUGAUGUACGCCAAGAGAGCUUUUGUUCACUGGUAUGUUGGCGAAGGUAUGGAGGAAGGAGAAUUUUCAGAGGCCAGAGAAGAUCUCGCAGCUUUGGAGAAAGACUACGAAGAAGUUGGACUCGAUAGCGUUACCGAACCAAUAUCAGAUACUGAAGAUGAGUUUUGAUAAUCUGUGUUUGUUUCAAGUUUUAUUGAUACUUUAUUGGAGUUUUGAGUUCUGUUCUUGAAUAAAAAAAAAUAAAAAAACUUACAAUUUG